CCAGUACCCACUUGAUGGCUUCAGCAUCCAUAACGAAAGAUCCAGGGGACCUAAUGGUGAGAGCUGCAUUAAUCAUCCAAAAUUGGUACCGACGGUACAGAGCUCGACUGAGCGCCAGACAACAUUAUGCCCUCGCCAUCUUCCAGUCUAUCGAAUAUGCUGACGAGCAAGGCCAGAUGCAGCUAUCCAGCUUCUUUUCUUUCAUGUUGGAGAACUAUACCAACACACACAAGGAAGAUUCAGCAUUAGUAAGUCGACUUUUUGAAAACACCAGGCUCGAAAGCAAGGAUAGAGAGGAAUACGUGGGGUUGAUAGAUGUGCCUGACUCCUAUGAUGGUCCUCGUCUGCAGUUUCCUCUCACGUUUACUGACAUCAAUUUACUUCUUCAGGCCUUCAAGCAACAACAGAUCCUUCAUGCUCACUAUGUCUUAGAGGUGCUAUUUGAAGCCAGGAAAAUCCUGAAGCAAAUGCCGAACUUCACUCGCAUAAAAACCUUUCCCGCCAAAGAAAUAACAAUCUGUGGUGAUUUGCAUGGGAAACUGGAUGAUCUUAUGUUAAUUUUCUAUAAGAACGGCCUGCCUUCAGAGAAGAAUCCGUAUGUGUUUAAUGGUGAUUUUGUAGAUCGAGGAAACAAUUCCAUGGAGAUCCUAAUGAUCCUGCUUGUUAGUUUUCUUGUCUACCCCACUGACCUGCACCUCAAUAGAGGGAACCAUGAAGACUUUAUGAUGAACCUGAGGUAUGGCUUCACAAAAGAAAUCUUACAGAAAUACAAGCUACAUGGGAAAAAAAUCUUACAAGUCUUGGAAGAACUCUAUACCUGGCUCCCAAUUGGUACAAUUAUUGACAAUGAAAUCCUGGUCAUACAUGGUGGGAUAUCAGAAUCCACGGACUUGAGUAUACUCCAGCAACUACAGAGAAAUAAAAUGAAAUCUGUGUUGAUGCCACCAGUGUCAACAAAUCAAGACUCUAACAUAAAGAAAAAUAAAGUAGGUUCACCCAGUGCUGCAGCAGGGCCGAGCGAACAGUCUGCUUCUGAACAGUUGACAAAGCUGGAAUGGGAACAGAUCAUUGACCUUCUGUGGAGUGACCCCAGAGGCAAAAAAGGCUGUUAUCCAAACACAAGCCGAGGAGGCGGCUGCUAUUUUGGACCAGAUGUUACCUCUAAGGUUCUUAAUAAAAACCAGUUGAAGCUGGUCAUUCGGUCUCAUGAGUGUAAACCUGAUGGGUAUGAAAUCUGUCAUGAUGGAAAGGUCAUUACUGUAUUUUCUGCUUCUAAUUAUUAUGAAGAAGGCAGCAACCGAGGAGCUUACAUCAGACUAAGUUAUGGUACAUCUCCACAAUUUUUCCAGUACCAAGUGACUAGUACAUCAUGCCUGAACCCUCUUUACCAAAGGGUGAAUGCUAUGGAAUUCAGUGCCUUCAGGAUACUAAAGGAAAGAAUGAUUGCACGAAAAACUGACCUUAUCAAUGCUUUUGAGCUCCGAGAUCAUAGUAAGACAGGAAAUUUGGUAUUGGCCCAGUGGGCUUUUUUUCUAUGGGAGAGCAUUUUGGGGCUGAACUUACCGUGGAGAUCUCUGAGUUCGCAUCUGGUAAGCACUGACGCCAGCGGAAGCGUCGACUACAUGUCCAGCUUUGAUGACAUCCACAUUGAGAAGCCUGUGAAAGAUAUGAAGUCUGAUCUCAUUGAAACUAUGUACAGAUACCGAUCUGACCUGAAAAUCAUAUUUAAUAUCAUCGACACCGAUCAGUCAGGUAUGAUCUCCAUGGAUGAAUUCCGGACCAUGUGGAAACUUUUCAAUGCUCAUUACAAAGUUCAUAUCGAUGAUUCCCAAAUUGACGAGCUUGCCAGCACAAUGGACUCCAACAAAGAUGGCAACAUAGACUUUAACGAGUUUUUAAGGGCUUUCUAUGUAGUCCAUAAAUACGAGAUGCCAGAGAACCCUUUGAACAAAUGAGAGAGCUUAGCAUGAACAAAACCUUCUCCCAGCCCCCUUGAAAACAGCUGACCCCAACUCUCAGCCUUAACAAGAGCCCUUGAAACUCAUAGUAGUAGAGAAAAGUAGAUCCUAAUUUGCACCAUAAGUAGAUGCACAGUGUAAGUGUUGGCAGGCUUUAGCGAACUGCUAUUGCUAAGACUACGUUAAAUAUCAGUUGAUGAGAUUCACUUCCAUUGCCAGUGAUAAACUGGGUUUGAGCCUGGGGCUGGUCUCAGAUGAUACCUAACCAUGAGACCAGAGAAAUUUAGAAGCAUAUUCAAAGGAACCCAGAGAGCAGGAAGAGAAAUCAAUAGGUGUAAUAUCUGUG
This is a messenger RNA of Rattus rattus (black rat), 2304 nucleotides long. RefSeq names its product protein phosphatase with EF-hand domain 1 (gene Ppef1). The record is from RefSeq and is a predicted model, not a curated record. Gene Ontology annotation, molecular function: protein serine/threonine phosphatase activity; manganese ion binding; calcium ion binding. Lineage: Eukaryota; Metazoa; Chordata; Mammalia; Rodentia; Muridae. Gene Ontology annotation, biological process: detection of stimulus involved in sensory perception. Gene Ontology annotation, cellular component: cytosol; nucleus.